This is a messenger RNA of Trachymyrmex cornetzi, 563 nucleotides long. RefSeq names its product DNA polymerase epsilon subunit 4 (gene PolE4). Gene Ontology annotation, biological process: DNA-templated DNA replication. Lineage: Eukaryota; Metazoa; Arthropoda; Insecta; Hymenoptera; Formicidae. Gene Ontology annotation, molecular function: protein heterodimerization activity. The record is from RefSeq and is a predicted model, not a curated record. Bases 117 to 488 code for a protein of 123 amino acids. The transcript has 3 exons. Gene Ontology annotation, cellular component: nucleus; epsilon DNA polymerase complex.
UUUUCUUAAUUUGAACGAUUAAUAUCUCGGUUCGUUUGACAACAACGCUUUUCUCAAAUUUAUUCGUUCGUUUAAUUUCGAUUUUUGAGUUACUAGCCAUACGUUACGUAUCCAACAUGGAUAACUCGGAAAUCGAUGGUUUAAACAAAGAAAUUCAACUCGAUAAAAUCCAUGUUGAAGAGAAUCCGCGAGAUUCACGGGAUGAAGUCAACACCUCGCAUGGUGAUGAAGAGCAGCGAGAAAAAUUGAUACGACUACCCCUGGGAAGAAUAAAAACCAUUAUCAAAAUGGAUCCUGAAGUUUGUUUAGUUAAUCAAGAGGCUACGUUUUUGGUGGCGAAGUCAGUGGAAUUUUUUAUUGAAUCUCUUGCAAAGGAAGCUUAUAGAUAUACUGCACAAGCGAAGAAAAAGACUGUUCAAAAACGUGAUAUAGAAAAUGCCAUCGAUAAUGUGGAUGCACUUGUAUUUUUGGAAGGUAUGCUCGAUUAGUAUCUGUUAUUAUAGAACUAAAAAAAUUAAUAUUUUUUAAUUUUUUUUUACGAUCGUAAAGGUAAUAGUGAUAUU